Molecule: messenger RNA, 749 nt
Organism: Sinocyclocheilus anshuiensis
Lineage: Eukaryota; Metazoa; Chordata; Actinopteri; Cypriniformes; Cyprinidae
Exons: 6
Coding region: 30-749 (239 amino acids)
Source: RefSeq, a predicted model, not a curated record
CAGCUAUCGGCAUUGUUUUCCAAUGGGUCAUGUGUAACUUGCAUGUGCAUUUGCAUAUGUAUUUUCUAAAUGAUGCCUUGGGUUUAUCAGGAAAUAUAAUUCAAAGCACAACUGACAACCAGCCAUUGGUCACAACCCAACAAGACAGUGAUGAGUUUUGCAUGAACACUCCAUCUGAAGACCACAACACAGAGAGGACAUCAGUGGCAAGUCAAGAGUCAUCAAAGUUUGAGCGGGCUGUACUCCUUCGUCUCAAUCAAGUCGAUGAGAGACUCCAAAACAUUGAACGCCUUCUAAGGACUAACAUGUGUUCUGAACCACCCGAAGGACGAGAAAUUCUCGAAAAGCCCUGUAACACACCAACGGAACUGGAAGAUUUGUGCACCAUGUUGAAGGAUCCAGCCUACAAAAAGAGAGUGAUUGAUUGGCUGAGCCUCAUGGGAGGCAACACGCCUGAGGAGUCGGUCAGAAGACUACUUAGAAAACACGGGACGAAUGCUCUAUGGGCCCAAUAUAGUCUUAAAGGCCGCAAGGGAAAGAAGAAUUUCCAGGAACUGGAAAUAUGUAAUGUCAUAAUCCAUGCCUGUCGUCGAACACACACCAAGGUGCUGGAAAAAGUAAUUGAGGACUUCAUAUCAGAAACACUGAAGUUUGCACCACACAGAGAUAAGAUGCUACAAUCUAAGGUGCCACUUCAGCCCGAAGCAGAGACUUGUGGAAAAGAAUACACACAGAACACACUUAAUUAG